This is a messenger RNA of Aegilops tauschii subsp. strangulata, 2478 nucleotides long. RefSeq lists its product as uncharacterized. NCBI's taxonomy places the organism in Eukaryota, Viridiplantae, Streptophyta, Magnoliopsida, Poales, Poaceae. The record is from RefSeq and is a predicted model, not a curated record.
AUGGCCCUCCGGAUGGCGUUCUUUCAAAAGGUGAUGAGUGGUUGUGGUGCGCUAGCUUUCAUCUGGGCCACCGUUGUGCUGCUCGGUGGAUUCUCCACGCUGAUCAAGCAGAAGGACUUCUGGUUCGUAACCAUCAUCGUCUUCAUGGAAGCUACCUGGCUUUUUAACAAUGCAAAAUCUGAGGACCAGUUCUUCUUUCGCCUAGCUGAAACAAUGGUAAACACAGAAAACGUUGCAAUUCUAGGGCGUGGAAGCUGGCAGAGACAUGCAAGCACUGAAGAUUCCAUAGAUGAGAUGAUGCCCGAGUUACAAUCUGCAUUUUCCUCUCAUAGAUCUUAUUGCUUCGGAUUCCUCUACACAAGUCUAGUCGGGUAUGUGCAGCUCGCCGCACUCAUUGCUUGUAUUGUUAUGUCUUCAUUGCGUCUGAGAAGACAAGAUUAUGUUGAUGCUUGGAAUCAAGAGGACGAUGAUCAUAAGAACAUUAGGCUGUCCCUGAACAUAUUCUACGCACUGGUGCUCAGCCAAUGCCUUCUCUAUUUCGUGUCUGCGAUAGUGGCAAGCCCAUUGAAACGGAUGUUUGUGGUUUGUUUGAAAUAUAAGCUAGGAGUUUGGGGGUUUCUAGCUGUUGCUCGCUAUCUACAGGAAUGCCUUCUAAAAUGCAUUAGUGGGGAUCUUCGUGAGGCAGUCAACAUGGACUUGGUUUCCUUUGCAAAGCAGAAGUUGACCUCUAACUCACUGGAUGACCAGCUGCUGGGAAUUCGUAUUCUUGACCACCUCCUCAGAAUCAAGGAACACAAAGCAAUGGUGCUCACGAAGAUUCGAUCUUCUCUUGAUACUGUCGAGAAAGCAGUCUACAUGCUGGGCUUGAAGAAAGAUGCGGAACAAGACACCAGGGGGCAUGCUGCGCGCGUGUUGCUCGAGCUCGCGCCUGACCUUCAGGUCGAGAGCUUUCCUGGUAUUUUCCAGUCUAUUUCUUCACUGCUUAUCACACACAAGACAAAGAUCAGUGGGACCUUUAGCAACUCAAUCCGUGUGAGCAAAGAGCUCACAUUGCUUGGUGUAGAUAUUCUUGACAAACUCCUGACUAAUCCGGAAAACCGUGCGGAGGCGAAGAAUGCCAAGAACCUGCUCUCCAAGAUCCUAGACAUUACAAGCUGCCAGGAUGAAAAAACUCUAGACUCUAAUAUUGAUAAAAUUAUAGUCGAGAAAUCACUAAAUGUCUUGCGCAAGCUUGUGAGCACAGCUGGUGAGACCGGCGAGGAGCUCAGGUGCCAAGUAUCCAAGAAUAUACACACCAUACGGAAUAUCAGAAAGUUCAUCAUAGAUUAUGCUGAAAGCCAACCAGCGAUGCUUGCUCAAGCAGCAGACAUCCUUGCAUGUCUAGCUUUAAAUGACAAUGCCAGGAUGGAGAUAGAAAGGUCACACCUAAUCAUCUGGAAACUCAUUAGUCUCCUAGCUGAAGACAGUGAUGAAGGCCAAGACAGCUCUCUGAGAGUGUCAACCGGAGUCAGAAUGUCGGCGGUCGAAGCGUUAGUACUACUCAGUGCUCCUAUCAAAGAAAAUGCCAUGCUCAACGCAGUGAGUGGAAGGAGCAUCAUGGCCAUAUUGUCAGAAACUAAGCUGCAAGACAUGCAACGAAUUGUGUCUACACUCUCCGAAGAGUCCGCAGAGCACAGAAUUAUGGUGGCGAAAUUCUUGCAGAAUCUUCGGGGUUACCAGGGACCACAUUACGGUGAUCAGCUGGAGACAGUCAACAAAGCUCUACCAAAGGUAUUGGAAGCAAUCAAACAUGCAUUGGAUAAAAUAGAAGGUGUCGGUGGUUCUGGUGAACCUUCUGAUCAUGAAAUGGAGGCGCUCAUGAUAAAUGAACAAGGCAAGCUGCUGGAGAGCUUUAUUGGCUUGUGCAUGCAAAUCUGCACCAGCGGGAAUGCAAAGAAAUUCACUAACGCGCUGAGGAAUGCCGAGAUUACAGACGAUAUGUUCGUCCAGAUGCUUAGGAAGAUACUGGAGUUGUACAAGUCGCCAUCUUCUGAUGCUCCGGGCAUAAGAAGGGUGGUGAUUCAACAAAUGAACUGGAUGAUGGCUAGGGAUAGCAAGUACAUCAACAUUUUCCUGAGGCAUGAGAUGGAUAAGGCGGAGGCGGACCUCGAGGAGCGCGUCUCCGAGGCGCAGGCUUGGUUCUGCCAAGCCCACAAGGACUUGAAGGCCGCCCAGGACGUGCUGGCUGAGUGCAACUUGGAGCUCGUCAUGAAGCAGGCCGACAUCGGGAAGGCCCAGGAACUGGCGGAGCAGCAGGCUGCCCAGGCCGAGGCUGCUCGGCACCAGCAGCAGGCCGCGCUAAACUCCCAGGAGGAGGACCUUGCCGCGCGUGAGGAGAAGCUUUCCACAAUGCUCCGCGGCAAGGACGAGGAGAUGGUGCCGUCAAGCUUGGUCGUCUUCUUCCUUGGAACGACGGCCACGAUGAAGCCGCUGCUCUGA